AUGGGCGCAGGCGAACAAAGACUUGCUGUUUUUCCAACACGGAUGUCACUGGGACAGCUCCAAGGACGUGUACAGGGGGCUGAGAAGGGGAAGAGCCUUAUUAAGCGAAGAGGAGACGCGCUGCAGAUGAAGCACCGAGAGGUGGCUGCAAAGCUCCUGCAGAAGAAAUGCGAGCUGGAGAAAGAAAUAGAAAAUGCAUACUUUUUCCUCUCGCGCACCGAGUUCUAUGGCGGGGACAUGCGGCUGGCACAGCAGCAGGCUAAGUCAGCACCUCUUUCUGUUCAGAUCGAUCUAGAGGGCCUGGCUGGGCUUAUUAUUCCCACUUACAGAAUACCAGAGACAAUAAUGCCAAUGGUAUUUAUGGGAACCUCUGGAAAGCUUAUCAGCGACACACGCGCGCAAUUCAUCCGGUGUUUGUCCUUGAUGGUGGAGAUGGCCAGUCUGCAGGUGUCGUUUGAUAUGAUAGACCAAAUGGUGCAGGCCACAAACAGAAGGGUCAAUGCACUGGAGCAUGUGCUUAUCCCAAAGCUGGAAAACACAAUUUUGUACAUUCAGUCUGAGCUGGAUGAGCAGGACAGAGAAGAGUUUUUCCGGCUAAAAAAAGUACAAACAAAAAGGCACGACGCAUAA
Messenger RNA from Nematocida ausubeli, 630 nucleotides. RefSeq names its product V-type ATPase, D subunit. The transcript has a single exon. Gene Ontology annotation, molecular function: proton-transporting ATPase activity, rotational mechanism. Lineage: Eukaryota; Fungi; Microsporidia. Bases 1 to 630 code for a protein of 209 amino acids. Gene Ontology annotation, cellular component: vacuolar membrane; proton-transporting V-type ATPase complex. The record is from RefSeq and is a predicted model, not a curated record.